Didymosphaeria variabile is the source of this 900-nucleotide messenger RNA. RefSeq lists its product as uncharacterized. The record is from RefSeq and is a predicted model, not a curated record. The transcript is spliced from 2 exons. NCBI's taxonomy places the organism in Eukaryota, Fungi, Ascomycota, Dothideomycetes, Pleosporales, Didymosphaeriaceae. The coding region runs from base 1 to 900 and encodes 299 amino acids.
AUGGAACCCCAACUUCCGCCGGCGCCCUCGCCCGCCUACCACCACCCGCACGCACUGCACAGAGCCCCCGUCGACAUCGGAUACCAGUACAGCGAGAAGGAUGUCUACGACCACCGCCAGCAGUAUGCCCCGCGACUCGAGCGCGGCAGCAAGGGCAGCAGCAAUAGCCGCGCACACGAUUCCGUCAUCUCAUAUCCACGCUCGCCCAACGCAGCGACACCGUCACCGCCAAGCCCAGUGAGCAGCCUCUUGUCUGCCCGCAACCAUCGCUCGCAGCAGAGCGCGAGGCACUCGCAGGAUGCCAUCAGCGCAGUCUCGCAGCCGUCGCGCGCCCACGUCGACCCCGAGAAGGCAGACAGCUCGCCGCACCGCUCGCCGUCGCCUGCCCACCUGUCGGCAUCCAACCCUGAUGUUACACGCCAGACCAUCGCCUACGACCCAGGCGAGUACGACGAGAAGGGCCCCGAGGAUAAGCCCGUGCAAUUGCUGCUCUACCUCUCUCUGCCCUGCGCCCUCCUCUCCUUCCUCAUCAUGCUCUGGACCAUGGUCGCCCUCCUCAUCUCUCUCCUCCUCCAACCCUUCCGCCUCUUCUCCUCGCGGUCCGCGCUCCCUACCCACCUCACCACCUUCCUCGCGCCGCCGCUCAACCUCCAACUCCAUCUUGUCUACUCCUUCUCCGCCUCGGAACACUACAGCGCGCCCAUGCUGGUAGUCAUCCAUCUCUUAUCUCCCUUCAUCGCCGUCGGCGUCGCAAUAGCCGCGUGGACGGCGGCGUGCUUUUGGUUCUUCUCUGCGAUUUUGGGCGAUCCUGCGGGCCAGGAUGGACACAAUGAUGGGAAGGAGAGCAUCCUUGGUGUCAGGAAUUGGUGGGAUAGGUGGCUGUCGAGGGCGCUGAGAUGA